Molecule: messenger RNA, 1403 nt
Organism: Spodoptera exigua (beet armyworm)
Lineage: Eukaryota; Metazoa; Arthropoda; Insecta; Lepidoptera; Noctuidae
Source: the annotation of a GenBank genome assembly
GCCGGCAGUGUUUGUUGUUUUUAUUCGUCGGUACUAAUUUAACAUAUUUGCGUUUAUAGAGUGUAUAACUGUGUAUUGCGUAUUUAAGUCGUGUGUGACCAUGGCGAAGGUUGAGCAACCUAUUUUUAUCCUACCUAAGAAACGAAAUGGAAAGAAACAGAAUACAAUAGCUAGCCAUGUAGAUCACAUAAUUACUGUGCAGGGAGUUGCAGAUGAUGCUCAGACUAAAUACAAGAAUGGUCUAUCACCAGUCUCUGAACAUGUCAAUGGAAUCAUACAUUCAACCAUGGAAGGCCUCAAGUCCAACAUGAAGAUAAAUCUCCCAAUAAUCAAUGAUGUCAAUGAUGAGGAACUUAAUGAUUUUAAUGGAGACUCUGAAUCUGAGAAACAUAACAUCCAAAAGAAUGGAUACCAAGCUUUAUCUACUCUUAACAGCAGCCGAGAGAUAAUAGAUCUCUCCCCUAUAUAUGAGAACUCUUCAGAUGCUUGUUCCAGUCAUGGAGAUCUAAGAGAUGCUAAUGAUAGUGACAUCCAAAAGAGCUGCAAAGUACUCAACUCUGAUCAGAAUGAAAGCUCUUCUGCCACCCCAAACAGCCUGUCUCAAACACAGUCAGAAAACAGCUUUGAAAUGGGCAAUCUCACUGAUAGCCUCAAAAACAGUGCUAAAAGGAAAAAACGAGUAAACAUUGUUCCAGGAAUUGUGGAGGCUGAUAACACUGAUACUGAAAUAACAGCUUUGCGCAUAGAGUCUGAGGGUUCUUUAUCCCCUGAUUGCUCUCUGACAGACAAUUCUAAGGAUGGGUAUUUGACUAUGACAGGAACUAUUAAGAGAGGAAAAAAGAAAGGGCAGAAUGUUGAUGUUAAACUCAACAUAUCUAGGGAGGAGCUUGAGAUUAUUGAAGCAGCUAUUGUGGCUGAGGAAUUUAACAAGAUGGACAUAUCCAAAUGCUCUCUGUACAAUGGUCCACACAUUUUUCUAUUCAGCCUCCUUUGCAUUCCAUUUGUGGCAUGUAUUUCAGCAAUGUACUCAUUCUACAUGGGUACAAUGGCUUGGUACAAUGUAUUCUCCCAUGUCACUGAGAAUUUAAGCUGCAUUAAGAAAAUAUUACUUGCCCCAAUAGUGAUUUUAUCAUACCCAUUCUUGAUUGUAAUUUUCACUGUGGGUUUGGGUCUGUAUGCUGGUAUAGUCCAGCUUACAUUCAGUGCUGCCAACUGGUGGAAAGAUGUUUGUGAUUUUGAGAAAGGUUUCUAUGGGUGGCUUUGCAACACUUUAGGUAUGUCAGAGUGCAGUCCAUAUGAAGUUGUGGUUCUGAUGAAUGUCAAACCUUAAAUAAUAGUUAUACAUUUUAAUCUUGCCAACAACACUGCCAUUAAUAGAUGUCCAUUAUACAUUAUUUCUGCAA